Molecule: messenger RNA, 1530 nt
Organism: Diversispora eburnea
Lineage: Eukaryota; Fungi; Glomeromycota; Glomeromycetes; Diversisporales; Diversisporaceae
Source: the annotation of a GenBank genome assembly
AUGACAAAAGAAACAACAUUUACAUUAAAAAAUUUAAAACCUUCACCAUCUAUUAUUAUCCCUUCUUGUAAAAUACAUUAUCACAAUAAUCAUAAAAUAUCAAUAUCAGAUGCUUCAUUAACAUCAUCAUCACUUCGAAUUGCUAUAGAAACCAAACCUCUCGAUAAAUUAUUAUCAGGAAAUCGAUCAUUCUCAUAUACACCAAGUUUUGCCAGAAAUCCAUUUAGUGAUUGUGAAAUAUUUACUACUGGUGGUAAUAACAAUCAAAAGGAUGGAGAAAAUAGAUUACGAAGAAAGAGUAGUUGGGAUAUAGUAGAAUUAUUGGCAUUAGAUAAUUUUAGGAAUUGGAUGAUCUGUUUUUGUGUAGUUAAUUUUGAUUUAGAAUUAGGACAAGCAAUUGAUUCAAUGUAUCCACCAUUAGGAUUAGGAGAAGAAGAAAAAAAGAAUAUUUGUUUUUCAGCAUUUCCGGAUUCUAAUUCAUUUGAUUUAGGAGAUACUGUAUUUAAUUUUAGAACGAGAUGCUCUAAAUCUAUUGGACCAACUGCCGAUGCUGGAUUCUUGUAUGGUUAUGCAUUCUUUCGUCAAAAAAAAGAUUCAAGUAUAAGACGUGUAUCAAUUCUUGGACCAUCAUACUUUGAAGUAGGAAAACCAAUGUUAGAAGCUGCAUGUCAUGAUAUUGCAAGUUGGAAAUCACCAUCACCAGGAAAAUAUUUCGAACUUCCAUUCUUAAGACAUGUAAUUCAAGUAGAAAUACCUCAAUCAAAUAAACCACAAUUAUUAGAAACAUGUCCAUUCGAUAUGUUAAAUUAUCGUCCAGAUUUACAAAUAUUGGCUUCAUUACCUCCUACUCCAAUGUUUUCUCAUUUUAAAGAUAUAAUUAAAGAUUUAUGGUUAUGUUGGGAAUUAAUGUUAUUAGGUGAUCCAAUAGUUUUAAUAGCACCUGAUCCAAAAAUAUGUAGUGAAGCUGUGUUAGAAUUAAUGGAUAUUAUAAAUCCUAUACCUUAUUGUGGUGAUUAUCGACCUUAUUUCACUAUACAAGAUCCAGAUUUUAAAUCAUUUGUGACAAAGAAUAGGCCUCCGUCAAAUAUAAUAAUUGGAGUGACUAACCCAUUCUUUACAAAAGCAUUACAACAUUGGCCAAAUAUAAUUAGAGGAGUUACAAGUAAACGUAAAUCAGUAAUUGCCAAAGAUAAAGCAAUAUUGAAACAAUUGGCAUCCGCAAUGGCUCGUGGUUAUCCUUCUGAAUCUCCACAACUCAAACCAUUUAAAACGGAUAACUUUUUAAGAUCAUUACAAGAACAUGGUAACAAUAUUACAAAUACUUAUGUAAAUUUUUAUACUCAAUUUUUAAAAUGUGGAAAUUUUGCUACUUGGCUUAGACAACGUACAAUUGAGGCUCAGAAUGAAUUAAGAAAAAGGUAUUUACAAGUACUUUGUGAAGGUGAUGUACAAAAAUGGAUUAUUGGAAAACAUGAAAUGGAAUUAGUUGAUUUAUUAGUUAGAAUUAGAGAUGAAUUGGUAUGUUUUUAA